Molecule: messenger RNA, 3887 nt
Organism: Pogona vitticeps (central bearded dragon)
Lineage: Eukaryota; Metazoa; Chordata; Lepidosauria; Squamata; Agamidae
Source: RefSeq, a predicted model, not a curated record
CAAGUGCAUUUAGGAUGCCUGGCAAAUGUCUGCCUGGACCUUCUUUAUAAUUUAUGCUACUUCUUUCUAACGUAUGGAACUGCUGUAGAACGGACUGAUUGUGAUUUAACAAAUCAGAGCCCUGUCCCUUUGGAAACUGGGUGAAAAAAAGCUUCUGAAGAUGUUCUUCAUGAUCACCAUCAGUGCAUCUAUGUGAACAGGCACAAUGACGACCUCCAGCAAAAAGACAUCAGUGGUCAACUCUUUGGCCAAAAUCUUUGACCCUAAUGCUUUACAGAACCAACGUCCACCUUCUGAAGAGGAACCUUUGCCUGCGCCCCCUUUAUCCAGGGAGAAUGUCAGCUCCCCUGAAAACUUGAAUGUGCUGGAUAGAAAGGUUGCAUCUUUGGAUCAGAAAAUAAACACACUGUUGACUGUGCAAGACAAUGUUCUUCAGAAGUUGGAGUGUGUUAAGCAGGAAAUCUUUUGUAUGGGAAAAAAUAUUGAGCUCUUUAAAGGACAAGAAAGAAAUGUGGGAGCUGGGCUAUCUACCCCAACAUCAGAAAAGUUAGAUAUAAAUGUAUUGUGCAUAGAAAUCAUCAAGAAACUUUCUGAUAUGAACAAGAGUGCAGAACAACAAGCCAAAAGAUUGGAUGGACUUGAACAAGUAGUGCUGGGAGUACAGCAACUCGUUGGCUCUUUGGUAGAGAAAUUAAAAACAUCUACAAUCACUGAUUUAAUGCGUAGAAAUGAAGCUCCUCGUAAGCUCCUUAGAGUCGGUGGCUACUUAAGAAAAGAUAAAUCAGGAAAUAUUUUCAGAAUGCAGACAUUCUCAGACAGAAGGGAAGCAGUGAUCAGCAAGCUGCAUGAAAAGGAAAAGUCAUAUCUGACUGCAAAGGGAACAAAAUCUUUAAUAAGGAAGAAGAAACCACCUGAUUCCUCAGAAGAAUCCGAGGAGACGUCGGAAUCAUAUUCGCACACAGAAAAGGUCCAUAAACUCAACAAGGAGAAUACUGAGAAGGCGAAUGUUUUGCUUCUUCAAAGAAGCUCCCUUAAAUCUCAUUGUCAUCAUGAGCCAAAGGAGAAUACAGAGGAAAGCCAUAGCUGCAGUAGGAAAACUUAUUUUCCGAAGACCAUGGGAAAGAGCCAGGCAGAAGACAUAAACGCCAAGAAAGAUAGCAGAAAACAAAAUGGCCCAGAGACAAGUAGUGAUGCUCUGGACCUUGUAAAGAAGCAUGAAGAGUCAGAAAAGAGCCUAGAGGAAGCAAGAAAGGAUGUUGAAGGAACAGAUACAAGCAGGGAUGAGGAAAAAGAAGUACAAGGAACUAUAUCCCCAAGUGAAGAUACAACAGAUGUUGAUAAUCCAUCAAAAAGCCAGGAUCAAGAUGUCAAGUGUGAAGACAAUGGAAAGGCCUCCUUUCCCCUGAAGGAUGAGCAGACCAGCAUCAGUAAGUGUCAUGUGAAGGAGGGAUGUUUUGUCAAAGACAACAGCAAAAAGAGCAGCUUUGAUGUAAGAAAGCCUAGUGAUGGACCUAAACCCAGAGAAACGACUAAACCAAGCAAAGCAGAGCCUGCCUUAUCAGAAGAAACAAAGAAACUGGAUUCCACAACAAGCAAAUGUAAAGGACAUGAAAAGAAGUCAACAGAAAAAAAGAGUGCAAAGGAUGACAGCCCACCACCUCCGGCUCCUUUUGAUCAUCGGAUUGUCUUGGCAAAAAAGACAGGGAUCAAUAGCUUUUAUCAUAUCUACAAGGGUGAAGUUUUGGGAGGGGGACGAUUUGGCCAGGUCCAUAAAUGUGAGGAAAAAGCAACUGGUCUCAAAUUAGCAGCCAAAAUAAUAAAAGCCAGAGGUGCAAAGGAAAAGGAUGAAGUAAAGAAUGAAAUCACCGUAAUGAAUCAGUUGGACCACGUGAACCUCAUUCAGUUGUAUGAUGCUUUUGAAUCGAAAAAUGACAUCAUCCUUGUCAUGGAAUAUGUGGAGGGAGGAGAACUGUUUGAUCGAAUUAUUGAUGAAAACUGCAACUUGACAGAGAUGGAUACCAUCUUGUUCACCAAGCAGAUCUGUGAAGGGAUUCAGCACAUGCAUCAGAUGUAUAUUCUUCAUUUAGACCUGAAGCCUGAGAAUAUCCUGUGUGUGAAUCGACAAGCAAAUCAAAUAAAGAUUAUUGACUUUGGGUUGGCAAGGAGAUAUAAACCAAGGGAGAAAUUGAAGGUCAACUUUGGCACGCCAGAAUUUCUUGCUCCUGAGGUUGUGAACUAUGACUACGUCUCCUUUCCUACUGACAUGUGGAGUGUAGGAGUCAUUGCCUAUAUGCUCCUGAGUGGGUUGUCUCCUUUUUUGGGUGAUGAUGAUAAUGAAACUUUGAACAAUAUCCUUGCUUGCAAGUGGGACUUUGAAGAUGAAGAGUUUGCGGGUGUGUCUGAGGAAGCGAAAGACUUCAUCUCUAAACUUCUCAUCAAGGAGAAAGGCUGGAGGAUAAGUGCAACUGCAGCAUUAAAGCAUCCUUGGCUAUCUGACCAAAAACUCCAUAAAAGACUCCAGGCUAAGAGGGCGGCUAAAGGUUCCCCUGGAUCUCCAGGACCUGCAGCUCCAUAACCUCUCUCCGAAAAAAAAAGAGAAAGUUGCUAUGCGGUCACUGCUGCUACAACAUCUGGAAAUACAAAUCAAAAGUUCUGGUGCUUUCACACACACACAUACAUACACACACACAAACACACACACCUUAUUCCCUUUGAAAACUUUGAGGCUUUUACAAAGUGGACCAAUACCACUUGAGCUGCCGGUUUGGGUUCCACCUGUACGGAGUGGCUUUCCUCCCCUGCUUUCUAUCAUUUUCAGUGGGUGUCUGGAGUUUCCAGGAAAGGGCGUUAACCGUUCCAAGGCUUCGUCACUUCAACUGCGCCCUUCUUCGCCCUGCCUGUCGUCAGCACAGUUCCUUUAGUUUUGCAAACCCAGCUGCCAAAGAAGAGGAAGGGAUUCGUUUAGACCAGCUCAGUGCAUUGCGAAACAAUCUGGUACCAAGGGUUCAAAUAUUUAAGUCAUGAUGAUCUGAUCUUAUUCGACAAUAAACAGAAUCCGUCUGGUAGGGCAGUGUGUAAAUGGCAUCAAAGGAUGUUAAUCAUUGUACUACAGUUUCCAAAAUGUGCCAGGCAGCAUGGCUUGGAUAUCUUUUUGAUCAGCUCAGUGAGGAUUUUGGAAGUUGCAGUUAAAAAAAACAAUUAAAAAUACCUUUUUCUCAGCAAUGCCUUUUUUUCAUUUUGGUAAUGUAACACUUUGAUGCCAUUUAAAGUCAGCUGGAUUCGUCAAGGCAAUCUGAAGUCUGUGUUGAGGUGCUUCAACACACACACACACACACACACACACCAAAAAAGACAAAAUGAAGGCAAAAAUGAAAGGGAUAUUGUAUCUUUAAUAAGCGGAGGAUUGUAAUAUAUAGCUGGCUUUAGAGAGCUGGUGCUGUGUAACAUUUAAAAGUGAGAGCUAUAAAUGUGAUGAGAUUCCUCUUUAAAAUUGGAGACACGAAAGUAGAUGGUGGCUUUAGGCAGGCGACUGCCUCUCUGCCUCAAUGCCUAGUCUCAGUCAUGGGAAAACAAUCCUGGCCUUACAGAAUUGUUGUAAGGAUUACUGAGCUGAUAACGUGAAAUGCUUUGGAUAUUCAGAAAGUCAUGUAUGGCUGCAAAGUAUUGGUUCACUUUAAGAGAGGGCAACACGUGUACCUUGGUCCCUAGGCAGACUCCCCUGCCCGUUCUUUGUAUCCCCAUAAUUUUCCCCCUAACUAUCCCUGCGGCUGAAUUUUAAUUGUGCAGUACUGGCAGGAAAGAAGGAAGGAUUUAGUUUUAAAACAAGGCACACAGUGUCCAUGUGUCUUUUGAGCUAAAUUGUAGUGGGUCUACCCACCCAAGAGGGA